UGCCUUGCAAAAGAGAAAGCAAAAGGGGAGGAGGGAACUAGAAUCUCCUGUUAACUACUUCCUCCAGCUUCUUUGCAACACCCACCUUCAAAGUUGCACAGUUUAGAGCAUCUUAGUCACAGACAUGGAAGUGUAAACCAGAAACAUGCAAGAAAAAGCUUAGAAGAGUAAUUCAGCUGAAUUUUAGCUGUUGUGUAUCCUGCUUGAACAAAAUACACUUACUGGACAACUAUAGGAAGAAAACUGCGGAACAGAACAGUUACAAAUGGAAAAUGCAAACACUGAAAACAAAGAGAAAUUACAUUUUUAUCAACAUGCUGAAACAUGGACAAAAGAAGAAGUCAAACAAUUCUUAACUGAAAUUCUUAAGAUUGACCAGAAAUAUGCAGAAAUCUUGUAUGACCAAGAUGUAACUGGUUCUACUUUGAAACUGUUGACUAAAGCAGAUCUGGUGGAGAUGGGCAUACCUCAUGGGCCUGCUAUUCAAAUAAUUCAUUUCCUGAAAAAGCAUGGCAUUCUGACUGAAAGUUCAAACCAGGCUGAGGGACAAGAAGGCAGUGAACAGAGUAUUGGUGGAGAAGACGAUGAAGAAAUUGUAAAGAACGAGUGCAAGAAGAAAUACAGGUCAUUUAAUUCCAGUAUACUGCAGGAUUCUGAACUGGAGCCUGUAGAAAAUAAAACAGCAAUAAAGUCAGCUGACGAGGAGAAUGUAUCGGAGAAGUCACCAUCAAGCAGCCAGCACCCAGCCAGAAACAUAUGUAUGCCACAUCCUUUUGAUAAUUUCAGUGAUGGUACUCGAUACAUACAACAUCAUAUUCUUAAUGUCCCUGAAACAGGGCCACUUAACCUCAUUGAUCCAGCACAUGAAUUCAAAUUACUUUGCAACACAGAGAAUGCACUAGAAGAAGAUAUUAAAAUGAAAUUUAGCAAUGAAGUCUUUAGGUUUGCUGCAGCCUGCAUGAACUCUCGCACAAAUGGCACUAUUCAUUUUGGAAUACAUGACAAUCCACAUGGGGAAAUCAAAGGAAUAAAAGUUACCAAGAAAGAAGCCUACAUUGACCAUUUUAAUAGACACAUUGAAAAGUACUUUGAUAAGCAAUACAUUGGAGCUGCAAAAGCUUGCAUUAGAGAACCUAGAUUUGUGGAGGUAUUGUUACCAAAUGAAACUCCAUCAGAUACGUUUGUCAUUGAAAUAGAUGUGGUUCCCAGACACUCCAUCUGUAAUACAAAAUAUUUCUGUACCAACAUAUAUGAUUUUAAGAGCAAGUGUUUCAGAAAAGCUGUCUUCAUCCGCAAUGGAGCUAGUUCUAAAAAUAUUAUCAAUACAGAUGAAUUUGAAAAGUUUAAAUGUAACUUGACAUUGUUAGCAGAUUCUCGUAAAAGAGCAGAGGAAGAAUAUAACUUAAAGCAAAAGAAGACAAUGAAUGAAGGACUAAAGCUAAUUAGUCUGCUCACUGGCAACAGAGACAUGCUAGAUGACUGUUAUUAUGACUACUACAUUUUGGUAACAAACAAAUGCCAUCCAAGUCAAACUUCACACUUAGACUUUUUACAGGAAAUUAAAUGGUUUGCUGUGCUUGAUUUUGACCCUGAAUCAGAAAAAAAUGGUGUAUUUAAGACUUACCAAAAAACUCGAAAUGCCAAACUUCGCUUCCCAUAUCAUUAUGAAAACAAAGUGGGUUCAGUUUCUGAACAAGCUGAGAAGCUGAAUUUGCAUCAGGAGACAAACUGGAUUUUCUGCAAUGGAAUCAUUGCAGAAAGUGGAUCAGACUUCCAAAGCAAUAAAGAACUACCAUUAGAUCACGCUUCGUGGCAACGAGAUAGGGCUGCUGAAGUCAGAAAGAUGAUUUCAUUUCUUUCACACAAAGAUGUAAAGCAGAGUGGGAAGUUUUUAAUAGUGUUUCUUUUGCUUUCCCGAGUGGAAGAUCCAUUGGAUCCCCUUGCUGAGACAUUUGUUACAUUUUACCAAGAAUUAAAGGGACUAGAAGACAUGGCCUGCAUUUGCAUUGGUGCAGGUACAGACCAGCGAUGGAAAGAUCUUCUUCAUGCUAGAGGCAUAAGAGAGGAAGCACUUUCAAAUAAAUGUGUUUCUAAUUUAACCCUGGAAAUGGUAAAUGGUACCAUCAUAAAAGCGAAAUCAGUGACACAGUCAUCUAAAAGACUUCUGCCCUCCAUUGGCGGUUCUACCAUUCUUCUAAAGAAAGAAGAAGAUUUCAUAGCAGCAUUGGAAAUCUUAUGUGAAAAUGAGUGCAAGGACACAGAGAUAGAGAAGGAUGAAGAACAAUUUAAAAAAUUCAUGAAAGAACGGGAAAAAGAUUUUUAUCGAGGUGGUAGAGUGACAUGGUGGAAUUUUUAUUUUUCUUCUGAAAAUUACACAUCGGUUUUUGUCAAAAGGGAUCGUUAUGAAAACCUUGAACAACUAAUUGUGUCUUCAGCUAACAGCGCUAAUCAGUCACCUGUAAAAAUUAUCAACCUUUACCACCACCCUGGCUGUGGUGGGACAACAUUAGCUAUGCAUAUCCUCUGGAAUCUCCGGAAGCAAUUCAGAUGUGCUGUUCUCAAAAACAAAACAAGUGAUUUUGGAACACAAGUGGCAACUUUAAUCACCUAUGGAGCAAACAAGGACAGUGGCUAUUUACCAGUGUUACUUCUUGUGGAUGAUUUUGAAGAGCAAGAAAAUGUCUAUCUUCUGCAAAACGAAAUUCAGGCAGCUAUAACAGAAAAAUGUAUUCCGUAUGUAAAUCCUUUAGUGAUCGUUUUAAAUUGUAUGAGAUCUCAGAAUCCUGAUGAAAAUGCAACAAUCAAUUCCUUGAACAGUAUUUCUUUAAAACAGACCCUUUCUGAAAAAGAGCAAAGGGCCUUUGAACAGAAACUAAAAGAUAUUGAAAAGAUGCACCCAAAUCCAGAUAAUUUCUAUUCUUUUAUGAUUAUGAAGAAAAACUUUGAUCCAAAGUACAUAGAAAAAUUGGUUAAAAAUACCUUGCGUGACUUGAAUAUAAAUUCUAAAUCAGCACAACUUGUUUACUAUCUCACACUCUUAAACGCUUAUGUAAGAACAUCUACACUUUCAAUAUCACUAUGUGAAGAAUUCUUGGGAAUUAAUUCUCGAGAGAUAGGCAAAAAAGAUAAACUGAUAGAAAAAAUGGGAAUUUGUUCCAAUAUUCUAAUGUAUACUCGAGUACAAGAACACAUGACAUACCGAGGUCUACGCAUCAUUCACACAUUGAUAGCAGAGUGGUGCCUAACAGAAUUUAAACUAACCUAUAACUUGCCUAAAAGUGAAAUUACAUUGCGAUUAUUGAAGGAGGAUUUGCUUUAUGAGAAUUCAUUACAACAAGACAAACUUACUCGUGAUAUAAUAACCCUACUGAUUACUAGACAGCGCAGAGAACGUGGCUAUGAGUCAGACACAUGGUUCUCCCCAUUAAUUGAAGCCAUUCAUAAAGAAGAAAAAUAUUUUAAUGUGGAACGUGUGUUAAAAGAAGCAUCCACUAGGUUUAAGAAAAACAGUCACAUUUGCCAAGCCUUAGCAAGAUACUGCUACAUUAAAGAAAAUGAAUAUGACUCAGCAUUAUUCUGGGCCAAAGAAGCCCAAGAUCGAGCACCACACAGUUCAUACAUAUCAGAUACAUUAGGUCAAGUCUUCAAACACAGGCUAAGAUACCAGGUAGAGCACAGAGGAAAGAGUGCAGUCCUAACAGCUCAGGAACUGGAUUGUUUGCUAGAUCUUGCUCAAAGUGCUUCAUGGGCUUUCAGAACAUCUCAGCAUCAAGCUAAGAAUGCAGCCAUUGAACAAAAUUUUCAGCAUCAAAAACGUAAAAGAAAGCUUCAAAAUUACAAUACUUUGGGUUAUCAGGGAGAGAUAGAAACUGGUCUUUAUAUUAUUGAUGUCCUCCAGCACACUCCCUUUUUCAGCAAAGAAGACUCACAGUGUAGGAAAAGAAUGAUAAUGUAUCUAUCAGGAAAUAGUGCUUUGAAUUUAGAUAGCCCUAGCACAGAGAGUGAAGUUCUUAAACAUUAUUCCAGCUUUUUAAAAAAUUUGCGAUCACAAUUAAAAAGGGCAUUUGGCUUCCUUGAAGACUACUUCGUGUUUUUCAAAACACCGACAAAUGAAAGAGAAUUUGUAGAGGCAAAAAUGGCUGAGACAGUUCGAGAAUGUUUUAAAAAAUACACAAAAAUAUUUUGUGAUUCCAGUGUUGAGCAACUGAGAAGUCAACAGGCCUUAGGGUGGUCCUUGUCUCAGAAAAUAGUAGCAUACAGAAAGGCUGUGGAGGCUUCCAAAGCAGACUCAUUUUCUGGAGUUUUGGCAUACCUUUACAAAAACCAGAGAAAUGCUGACAGAGAGAUAGAAGACAUAGUAUACGCAUACACAUUUCUGUGUGAGGCGAAUUCACAGGCAACUCUGAAGGAAAAACAGAAUUUUAUUUUGGCAAAUGUUGUUCUGAAUUGCAUUAAACCUGAAUCCACUGAGUUAUGUCAUUUUGAGGGACUGAGAAGUCAACUUGUAAGUAUUCUAGAGAAAGUGGAACUGAAUUCAUACUGUGUAGAGCCUUUCUUCCUUGCCUCUUUGUUGUUUUGGCCUGAAAAUAUUAAACAACUAAAUGAAGAUUCUAGGAAAAUGGACAAGUAUGUUAGACGCCUAUAUGAGUCUUUCAAAGAGCUCUAUGGAGCCAUAGGUUGUUUCAAGCAACCUGUGGCUCAUUUCUAUCUUGCAAAAGGCAGCGGCCUAAACAGAUUUGUUCACAAAAGAAAGAUAGAUCAGCUUUUUAGCUCACUUUCAGAACAGGAACUGAAUGACCUCUGGCGGAAUGAAAAUAUCUGGAAGGAAAAGGUUGUUCGUGAUCUUUUGCUUCCUUUGAAUGGAAGAGCUGAGGGUACGGUUAUUUACAUAAACUAUGGCAUCAACGAACCCUUUAGGAUACCAGUGAAGCCUGUUCCUUCAUUCCUACUGAAAAAAGGCCCAAACAUACAAAGAGUGUCUUUUUACCUUGGUUUUUCCAUUGCUGGUCUCCUGGCAUACAAUGUACACAGUUUAUAAUUAAAACAAUAGGGAUUGCAGGUUUGUGUUUUCAGGCAAAAUUAUCCUUAACAUUUUUUUCCAAUAACUGUAAAUGAAAAAGAAUUAGCUGUCCAGCAUGCUUCCCUCCUCAGUAUGCCAGUCUUUGUGCUUGGCUAAUAACCAAGCUGUACAUAUUGUGAAAGGACAGAAGCAUUUCUACUCUCUCAUAGCAUUUCUAAAUGUGUGAUUGUUAAAGAUACCACUACUUUCUGCUCUACUGUAAAAACACCCUAGUUGUCAUUUGAAGGCAGUGUCAAAUAGAUUUUCUUCUUUUGUGGUGGGCCUACUUCUGCUUUAUAUAGAAUUGAUCCCGUUUGGUCUUUCUUUUCAUUAUAAAUUCCAUGAGCUCCUUCCAGUGAUGGAUAGAUACAUUUCUUAUUAAGUUUGAUCCUUGCAAAACCAUGCAAUUUAAAUAGUCUAAAUGGUCAUUGACUGCAUUGACUCCCUCAUGUGUAUAAAACUGCCUGUAAUGUUCAGGAACAAUGUUCCAAAAAAGUAAAAUAUACUGGUGUGAAACACCAGAAACAACAAGUUACUGCUACCUGGGUGAGAGGAGGGUGUGCAAAGUGUUGUAUAUUAACCUAUGUGUAUGUGAUUCAUGACAACUAGAGGAGUUUGAUAAAAUUAACAGCUUGAGAAAUGUCUGAAGGAUUGAAAAAAGCCUUAUAGGCUUUUAUCAGCCUAGAAGUCCUCUUUGCUGUUAGUGUCAGGUAGGCAAAAAUAAGUGACUUCUCAGCAGAAGAUUAAUAAAAAUAAAUCAAUGACAACAACAAAAGAAUAAAGCAGCAUGUCAUUCCAAUGUAGUGUAGCUCUUCUUUCUGUUGCAAAUAUGCAGAAUUUACUUCAUUAUAUAAUUCAGACUAUAGCCCAAAUAUAUUUCUGUUGGCAACUUCCUAUUGCAGUGACCAUCUCCCAUUUAUUGCAUGCUUAGUUUUGUUUUGUUUUUAAUAGUAUACUUUUAUGUCAUGUAGGAUACUAUAGAAUCGAUUUUCAUAGCAAUUUGUUAUUUACUCUAAUUGUUUCUCAGGAGAUUGCUGUACAAUUUAACAAUGACUAUUUACUCUUCCAAAUAAAGAUUUACAGCAAAUAAUUUGCCGUAUCUUCAUGGCAACUGAAGACUUCAUCUCAGUCAGUCAUGUCUAAAAAAAUGCAAGUUUAAGACAUGUCUGAGAAAGAGCAAUAGCUGUGACGGGCAGGAGAAAUGGAGGUGAUGUGGAGGAGACAAUGUUGGAUAUGCAUGGAAGAGGACAUUGUUGGGGGUGCGGCUAGAGAUGUGCUCCUGGAAAAUGGCAACCCAUGCUGAGCCUGAGACACCUUUGAGGGACUGAAACAUUACCCACACUUGGGCAGAGGAAACAAGUUAGAAGGGAGGAGCCACACCACAUGGAAGGAGGAGAAAAGUGUAAGAAGCAAGAAGCAGCACAAAGAAGCCACUACACAUCGAUGCCAACCUUUUCUGCUGCCCCUCACCUUGCCAGAGGGAUUGGGAAGGGCUGAGAAUAACACCUGGUGAAAACAAAGUAGGACAUGGAGAGGAGAGGUGUUGCACUGUUUGCCUGUGGAAAGGAGAAGAGAAGCAUUUCACUAAUAAUGGUUUUGGUCCCUUUCAACCCAAACCAUUGUAUGAUUUGAUGAUUCUACGUGUUUACUUAGCUGUCUUUUUGGUUCCUCUAUGGCCCAAUUAAUAAUUAGGAGUUUUUGUUAACUGGCAAUAAAUUAAAUUAAAUUUC
Anas platyrhynchos (mallard) is the source of this 6789-nucleotide messenger RNA. Its product is annotated as sterile alpha motif domain-containing protein 9. Gene Ontology annotation, cellular component: cytoplasm. The record is from RefSeq and is a predicted model, not a curated record. NCBI's taxonomy places the organism in Eukaryota, Metazoa, Chordata, Aves, Anseriformes, Anatidae. Gene Ontology annotation, molecular function: protein binding.